Molecule: messenger RNA, 5272 nt
Organism: Globicephala melas (long-finned pilot whale)
Lineage: Eukaryota; Metazoa; Chordata; Mammalia; Artiodactyla; Delphinidae
Source: RefSeq, a predicted model, not a curated record
CGCCCCCCAGCUGCGGGCGCCCGGCCGCUGGCUGCGCUAGGACCCGCCGCCGCCGGUCGCCGAGGGCUGGUAGGAAGGGAGGAGCGGGAGCGAAAGGGCCCCGGAGACUGGCGCCCGCCGGGGCGCAGCGCGGCAUGUAGCUGCGGGCUCCCGCGCGAGGGUGUCGGCCCGGCCCCGCCAUGGCUGGGACGGACAGCGGGAACCUGAAGACGGUGAGGCUGUGGCGGGACGCCGCCCUGCGCGCCAGGAAGCUGCGGAGCAACCUGCGGCAGCUCAGCCUCAGCGCGGCCGGGGGCUGCCCGGGCACCGACCAGCUCGACUCUCCCGACGCGCCCCAGCUUGUGCUGCCGGCCAACAUCGGGGACAUUGAGGUGCUGAACCUGGGGAACAACGGCCUGGAGGAGGUGCCCGACGGGCUGGGCUCGGCGCUGGGCAGCCUCCGCGUCCUGGUCCUGCGCCGGAACCGCUUCGCCCGGCUGCCCCCAGCGGUGGCAGAGCUGGGCCAUCACCUAACCGAGCUGGACGUGAGCCACAACCGGCUGAGCGUCCUAAGCGCCGAGGUGGUGAGCGCUCUGCGCGAGCUGAGGAAGCUCAACCUCAGCCACAACCAGCUGCCCGCCCUGCCCGCCCAGCUGGGUGCGCUGGUCCACCUGGAGGAGCUGGACGUCAGCUUUAACCGCCUGGCGCACCUGCCCGACUCCCUCUCCUGCCUCUCCCGCCUGCGCACCCUCGACGUGGACCACAACCAGCUCACGGCUUUUCCGUGGCAGCUGCUGCAGCUGGCGGCCCUGGAGGAGCUCGAUGUGUCCAGCAACCGGCUGCGGGGCCUACCUGAGGAUAUCAGUGCCCUGCGUGCCCUCAAGAUCCUCUGGCUGAGCGGGACCGAGCUUGGCACCCUGCCCAGCGGCUUCUGCGAGCUGGCCAGCCUGGAGAGCCUCAUGCUGGACAACAACGGGCUGCAGGCUUUACCCGCCCAGUUCAGCCGCCUGCAGCGACUCAAGAUGCUCAACCUCUCUUCCAACCUCUUGGAGGAGUUCCCUGCCGCGCUGCUGCCCCUGGCUGGUCUGGAGGAGCUCUACCUUAGUCGCAACCAGCUCACUUCCGUGCCGUCCCUGAUCUCGGGCCUGGGCCGUCUUCUCACCCUGUGGCUGGAUAAUAACCGGCUCCGCUACCUGCCUGACUCCAUCGUGGAGCUCACGGGCCUGGAGGAGCUGGUCCUGCAGGGGAACCAGAUCGCUGUGCUGCCAGACAACUUUGGCCGGCUCUCCCGGGUGGGCCUGUGGAAGAUCAGGGACAACCCGCUGAUCCAGCCCCCCUACGAGGUCUGUAUGAAGGGGAUCCCCUACAUCGCAGCUUACCAGAAGGAGCUGGCUCAUUCCCAGCCGGCGGUCCAGCCCCGCCUCAAGCUGCUCCUGAUGGGCCAUAAAGCUGCAGGAAAGACCCUGCUCCGUCGCUGCCUCACCGAGGACAGAGUGGAGGGGAACCAAGGAGGAGGGGACAAGGAGAAGAGCCACCCGCCUUCACCUCCUCCCGUGAGCAAGGGCAUCGAGGUGACCAGCUGGACAGCGGAUGCCUCCCGGGGCCUGCGGUUCAUCGUGUAUGACUUAGCCGGGGAUGACAGUUAUGAGGUGAUUCAGCCCUUCUUCCUCUCCCCGGGGGCCCUUUAUGUGCUGGUGGUGAACUUGGCCACCUAUGAGCCGCUCCGCUUUCCCACCACCGUGGGCUCCUUCCUGCAUCGGGUAGGAGCCCGGGUGCCUCACGCCGUGGUGUGCGUUGUGGGCACGCACGCCGACCUCUGCGGGGAGCAGGAGCUGGAGGAGAAGUGUCUGGACAUCCACCGCCAGAUCGCCCUGCAGGAGAAGCAUGACGCUGAGGGGCUGAGCCGGCUGGCCCAGGUGGUGGAUGAGGCACUGGCCCGGGACUUUGAGCUCCGCUCCGCCAGCCCCCAUGCAGCCUACUACGGUGUGUCCGACAAGAACCUUCGGCGGCGCAAGGCCCACUUUCAGUACCUGCUCAACCACCGGCUGCAGAUCCUCUCCCCUGUGCUGCCCGUGAGCUGCAGGGACCCACGCCAUAUACAGCGCCUGCGGGACAAACUGCUCUCAGUGGCCGAGCACCGGGAAAUCUUCCCCAACCUCCACAGAGUACUGCCUCGGUCCUGGCAGGUGCUGGAGGAGCUGCACUUCCAGCCCCCUCAGGCGCAGCGGCUCUGGCUCAGCUGGUGGGACUCGGCUCGCCUGGGCCUGCAGGCCGGCCUGACCGAGGACCGGCUGCAGAGCGCCCUCUCCUACCUGCACGAGAGCGGCAAGCUGCUCUACUUUGAGGACAGCCCGGCCCUCAAGGAGCACGUCUUCCACAACCUCUCCCGCCUCAUCGACAUCCUCAACGUCUUCUUCCAGAGGGAUCCUUCCUUGCUGCUGCAUAAACUGCUCCUGGGGACCAGCGGCGAGGGCGAGGCUGAGAGCCGGGGUGGAAGCUCCCCGCUGAUGGCGCCGCCCGCCCCAAGCCAGGAUGCGCUCCGGGCCACCCAGCUCCAUCAUUAUGUGGAAGGCUUUCUGCUGCAUGGGCUCCUGCCGGCCCACGUCAUCCGGCUGCUGCUGAAGCCUCACAUCCAGGCUCAGCAGGACCUGCAGCUCCUGCUGGAGCUGCUGGAGAAGAUGGGACUCUGUUACUGCCUCAACAAAGCCAAGGGCAAGCCUCUGAAUGGGUCCACGGCCUGGUACAAGUUCCCGUGCUAUGUGCAGAACGAGGUGCCCCACGCGGAGGCCUGGAUUAAUGGGACCAACCUGGCCGGGCAGUCCUUUGUGGCUGAGCAGUUGCAGAUUGAAUAUAGUUUUCCCUUCACCUUUCCACCCAGCUUGUUUGCACGCUACAGCGUCCAGAUCAACAGCCAUGUGGUGCACAGGUCGGAUGGCAAACUUCAGAUCUUUGCAUACAGAGGGAAAGUCCCUGUGGUGGUGAGUUACAGACCUGCCAAGGGGGUCCUGCAGCCGGACACCCUGUCCAUUGCCAGCCACGCAUCCUUACCGAACAUAUGGACGGCAUGGCAAGCCAUAACCCCCUUAGUAGAGGAACUGAAUGUCCUACUUCAGGAAUGGCCUGGACUGCACUACACUGUGCACAUUCUUUGUUCUAAGUGCCUUAAGAGAGGGUCACCGAAUCCACACGCUUUCCCAGGGGAGUUGCUGAGUCAGCCCAGACCAGAAGGCGUGGCAGAGAUCAUUUGCCCCAAGAAUGGCAGCGAGCGAGUGAAUGUUGCCUUGGUUUACCCACCCACACCAACUGUGAUCAGCCCAUGUUCCAAGUAUCUCCACACUUUCUUGGACAAUUAAGUGGAAAAGAUAGUCUUCUUUCCCUUAUGCCAUCAUUUUUACUGUACCCAAUCUGUGACUUUAGGAGCACCAAUUUUUAAGGGAAGAACGUUGGUGAAAAGCACAGAAACCAGUGACUUUUAUGGCUGUGGGAUUUCCAUGGAGAAAAGAGCAUCAGAAUGCACCUGGACCAUCUUUUGUACCCGGCAAACCCUCCACACUCCCUGGCGUGUUCUGUGAAUUUGAGUGCAUGUGUGUUCAGGGUGCUUUCAGGGAGGAAGCACACCUAGCCUCUAGACAAGAAAAGAGUCUGUGAAAUUUAGUAGAGCACUCUGAAAGCCUCCACAUCUGGUGUAAGACCGGAAGAUAGCGAGUUGCCUAACUGGAGAGCAUAAGCCCACAUUGGUUAUUUUAUAAAUACAGAGCCUCUGAUUGGAUGGUCUACUGCCAAGAACUAGUAAAACCCUGGUUUUAAAAUCUCUGCGAGGUAAAACUUAAAAAGCCAACCAACCAAACUGCUCUCUCUUCUCCUCCUCACCGGGGCCAAACAGCAUCUGCUGCAAUAGUAACAACAUUCUUUGAAGAGUGUGCCUGACUGUUUACAUCUGCCUCCUCUGUGUGUUGACUGAAAAUGUGUAAAACUGUUUCUCACCCCUGUAAGGCAAGAAAAAUGAGUCAGCUGGUAUUAUUCUUUUACUUCUUCUAUAAAGUAGUGACUCUUGGAAUGCCACAGUAUACGACGUCCCCACGUAUUUUUGAAAGAAGUAACAAGCAAGUGGCUGCAUUGUGAAAAAUCGUGAAUAAUUUUUGUAGAUUAUUUUGUGCCCCAGGAGGUAACUUUAUUAACUCCAGAACCUCAGUGAAACAAGUAUGACUUCUUAUAAUCAUAAAAUCAAAUGGGAUCAGACUAGUUCUGCAUUUUAAUACUUGAAUAUGACACCUCAAAUUUGCAUUUUCUUUUAGAACAGUCACGGGAUUCACCUUCUUAAUCCUUUUGUCACAGCUCUCCUGUGUGUGUGUGUGUGUGUGUGUGUGUGUGUGUGUAAGUGUAAACUGAAUGGUAACAUUUAAUUGCUUUAUGGACCAUUGAAUUGUUGGGCGUAAAUGUUUUUUCAAUCGGCACAAACAGUUCCUGAACUGUCAAAUUAACCAACUUUGACCAGGAAAAGACUUGUAAAUGACUUCAGGCUAACUCCCCAGGGGACCAUAUUAAAUGAAAAUAAAAAAGCUCCUUUGGGUGACAUACCCUGCAAAGUAUGUGCUCUUGUCAUGAACAUAGAUGCCCACAUUCUUAAUAUCUGCUAUUUUUGGACAAGUGAUGUUUUGUGCUGUCAUCUGAACCCUAGAGAAGCAGUAUCAGAAGAAAGUUUGGCGUCACAUAUAUUUUAGCAAAAAGGUCAUCAUGAUAGAGGGUCAUGUGACCAAAAGCAGCUCCAGAAAAGCUUGAGAACUUGCUUCACGGUUGGGGGAGGGUCAGAGAUACAGAAAACAUUCUGCUCUAUAGGAAUUUUCUUCAUUUAUGCAGGAAAUUCCAUUUUCUCUUUCAACACCUGGGAAGACUCAGCCGGGGAGGCUGACAGGCAAUUCAUAAGCACAAGGGGAAUCUUUUCCAACCAAGACGUCCCUGCCUCGCAAACAAAAGCCCUCCAAGUUUGUUAUGGUUUCUAUUCCUGCAUCUUGUGGUAUCAAAACCACUUCCUGGAAUUGUAAAAGCGCUGCCAGAACAAAUGUUUUUCCCUCUUGCAAGAAAAAACGACAGUGCUUGUAUUUCACACUUGUGCACUGGACUCUCUUGAAUGAAUAAAAUGGAAAGGGUUUGGUGUCAUUCCUGAUGAGGUGUGUGUUCUCUUUCAUGCCACAGUUUGUGAAUUGUAAUUGUGGUUUCCUAUUUAAUUGUCAUAACCAGGCAGAAAUUUAAAAAAAAAAAAAGUUUAAUAAAAACACAAAGAAAUGGUUAAGCA